Cylindrotheca closterium is the source of this 1647-nucleotide messenger RNA. Lineage: Eukaryota; Bacillariophyta; Bacillariophyceae; Bacillariales; Bacillariaceae. The record is from the annotation of a GenBank genome assembly.
AUGUGUGAUCUUCCCAAUGCAGUCCUGGAAACUGGCUUCUCUGCCUGUCAGCUUCCCAUCAGUGUAUCUAGAGUUAGGAGUGUCCUUUCGACUGGCACCAGCAGCCUUUUGGCCUUGGAACGAGGGACCGAAUCCAUAACGUAUCUCUAUGAUACCGACAACGAUGGAAUGCCAGAUGCCAAGAGGACUGUCGCCGCGGCCAGCGGCUUGAAUCACGGUCUUGCCAUUCGGAAUGGAUACAUUUAUGCCUCCAGUGAUACUACUGUGUAUCGGUGGCCAUACGAGGGAGACUAUGUGGUAAAUGGGGGCAUGGAAAUUGCUGUGCGGAACAUGAAUGCUGAUGGCAACGGGGGUGCUCCUCGUGGUCACUGGACCCGGACACUGAUCUUUGACGACGAAGGCUAUCUGUAUAUUUCUGUUGGUUCCAACAAUAAUGUAGAUCCCGACUCUCAUCGUUCACGAAUUCGUCGGGUGAUCUUGGACAAUACUUCACUCCCUGUGGACUUUCAGACGAUGGAGGUAUUUGCCGAUGGAUUGCGCAAUGAAGUUGGCCUUGCCUUUGAUUCUCAUGGCGACUUAUGGGGAGUCGAGAACGGAGCUGACAAUCUGUUUCGAUCCGAUCUUGGUGGUGAUAUCCAUCAAGACAAUCCGGCUGAAGAACUGAAUCGCUUCAAGAAGGAAGACGCCGGAAAGCACUGGGGAUACCCUUAUUGUUGGACAGAAUAUAAGCUCCCGGAGCAAACAGGGCUAGGAAUCGGAACUGCGUGGGCAUGGCCAAGCUUUUUAAACAGUGGCGCCAUCACCGACGAACAAUGUCGGCAAGACUAUGUUCCAGCAGUUGCUUCGAUGCAAGGUCACUCUGCCCCACUAGGGAUCACAUUCUACAACUGGAAGCCAAAGGCGGAGCUACCAGAGGAAUGCGAUGAAUGGACUGCCUUUCCACAGUACAUGGAUGGAUACGCGUUCAUUGCGCAUCAUGGAUCUUGGAAUAGAGACAUUCCCACUGGAUACAAAGCAGUGUAUGUUGCGAUGGAUAGUGACGGAAAUCCCACUAGCGGUGAAGUCGAUUUGCUUGCUCAUGAACCUCCUAAUGCGAACUGGGACAAUGGAUUUCGUCCCGUCGAUGUAUCAUUUGAUGACUGCGGACGAUUGUUUCUCAGUAGUGACGGAUCAAACGGCCGUGGCUCCUCUAUAGUCAGGAUUGAAUACACUGAAAAUGGUAAGCCAGACACCGCUCAACCUUCUUUACUUCCAUCCACAGUGCCAACAAUUCAAUUGACUUCUUCACCAACUUUCCUGCCGUCUGAACCACCUUCGUCGAAACCUUCACAAACACCAUCCAUUGAAAUCUCUUUCAAUCCUACGGACGCGGCAUCGACACCGCCUACUGCGAAUCCAUCGAAACUACCUUCUGCAAAUCCGACAUCACGGCCUUCAAUCGCUGAAUCAUCGACUCCUUCUACCCCUAUGCCGUCGAAUGCACCUACUUUCGUUCCUACAAAAGUUACAAAUGCCACGGUGUGUGGAGACAUUAACCACACACAUCCGUGUGAAUUUUCCAGCGGCAUGCGGUCAUUUGGAGGCUCAGAGUCGUUUCCAUUGUUCACGUUUGUCGCCGUGACUAUGCUGUGGAUGAUAGGAAAAUAG